This is a messenger RNA of Arachis duranensis, 1607 nucleotides long. RefSeq lists its product as uncharacterized. Bases 135 to 1574 code for a protein of 479 amino acids. Lineage: Eukaryota; Viridiplantae; Streptophyta; Magnoliopsida; Fabales; Fabaceae. The transcript is spliced from 4 exons. Gene Ontology annotation, biological process: response to stress; response to abscisic acid. The record is from RefSeq and is a predicted model, not a curated record.
AGGAAGAUCCUCAUGCGCCACGUAGUAGUCCUCUUUCACAUGCUCCUGCCAAUUACCAAACCAAAGUCACUGAUCCUACUGGAGCAGGUGGUGGAGAAAUUGAUAUCACCCCAGUUGAGAGAUCAUUGGAAAGAAUGAAUAUCCAAAAUGAGCCAAGAGCUGACCAAGAAUCCAAGGUUCUUCCAACUAUUUCAGAGACUCAAUAUCCUUCUCAUCUUGGUGGGCUUGGCCACCACAACCACCGCUUUUCACCUGAGCUUUCAACAGCAACCAAAACUCCAUUCCCAAUAGCUGAUAAAAGCCAUGAUCAGCACUUGCCACACUUGUCAAGUGAAAUCAAAACUCAAUACCCUUCUGCUGGAAGCCAUGAUCAAUUCGUGCCGGAAUUUUCUCACACACACUACUCUCCAAUUAAAAGCCAUGACCAAAACUUGCAACAAGAGUCAACAGUUCAGUAUCCUUCUACUGAAAGCCAUAAUCAGUUUUCAGCAGAAACAAUUCCUAGAAGCUCUAAUAUAUAUGAACAAAAUCCUCAGCAAGAACCAGCUUCCGACACCACCAAGGCUAGAUUUGAAGAACAAACCCAACCACCUUAUGAAGCAAUGGAGAAACCAUCAAGUCAAAGUAGUUACACUGACAAAAUCUCUUCAGCUACUUCAGCCAUAGCUGAUAAAGCCAUUACUGCUAAAAAUGUUGUGGCCUCCAAGCUUGGAUAUGGUGAGAAAGAUGAUAAAACAAAGUGCCAUGAAGGAAUCACAAGCAGUGAUAAACCAUCGAACCAGAGCAGUUACACUGAGAAAAUCUCGUCCGCAACUUCAGCAAUAGCCGAUAAAGCUGUGUCAGCUAAGAACACCGUAGCUUCGAAACUAGGUUAUGGCGACAAAGGUGAGAGCCACGAAGAGACACGAGGAGAGAAUGCUGCUGCUGCUACUUCCACAACAGAAUAUGGGAAGAGAAUAGCACAGUCCUUGACAGAUAAACUUGCACCGGUUUAUGGAAAGGUUGCUGGUGUAGGAAGUGCAGUGAAAUCAAAGGUUCCUGGAACCUCAACUGGGAGUGAAAACGACAAAGGAUGGUCAGUGAAGGACUAUUUUGCAGAGAGGUUGAGGCCUCAAGAUGAAGACAGGGCUCUAUCUAAGGUUAUAUCAGAGACUCUGCAUCAUAAGAGGAACCAAGAGGAGGAAAAUGUGGUUCAUGGGGAAGCAGAGAACCAUGUGAAGAGGGUGGUUUCUGAUGCAGUUCACAUGAGAGGAGAAGAGGAGGGGGAGGAGGAGCAUGAGAGAAGGAAGAAGAUAUCAAUGGGGAAGGUGAGAGAGUCUGAAGAAGUGAAGAGAAGGUUGGGGAGUGGGAAUGAAGAGACAGAGAGGUAUGAAGAGUGUUAUGUGAAUAGUCCUGGGAAGAGUGUGGUUGAUAAGGUUAAGGAUGUGGUUUUUGGUUCUUGGUUCACGAAACCGGAUGAAGAUCAACCGUCAGAAGGUGGGGAACAGUUUUCCAAGAACUCUGGUGCUGUUGCCAUGGAUCAGGGGGUGAACCAGGCUACGGAUGUAAGAGGACUCCAUGAGUCAUAUAAGUGAGAAAUGGUGAAUUAUAUGGUAAAGAUGUAAGUU